Molecule: messenger RNA, 923 nt
Organism: Cokeromyces recurvatus
Lineage: Eukaryota; Fungi; Mucoromycota; Mucoromycetes; Mucorales; Mucoraceae
Exons: 1
Coding region: 32-913 (293 amino acids)
Molecular function (GO): 4-hydroxy-tetrahydrodipicolinate synthase activity
Source: RefSeq, a predicted model, not a curated record
AAACAAAAAACAAAAUAAAUAAAUAUUAAAGAUGUCAAGACAAUUCAUUGAUUAUUCUAUUGCAAUGGUGACUCCCUUUAACCAAGAAGGUGAAUUCUUGGCUGAUUCUGUUGCUCCUCUUACUCAGUUCUAUAUUAAUCAACUUAAGGCUCCUGGUUUGUUAGUGAGUGGUUCUACAGGUGAACAACACUGUUUAUCAUUAGAUGAACGUAAACAAUUAUACAAGAUUGUAGGUGAAACAGCUCCUAAAGGUUUUCCUCUUUAUGCUGGUGUAGCUGCCUUCAAGACAAAGUAUGCAAUCGAAUUGGCUCAAGCAGCUGAACAAGCUGGUUUUUCUGGUAUCAUGUUGGGUGUUCCACCUUAUCGUCGUCCUUUACAAAGAGAACUCGAAAGUUAUGUCACAGAAGUUGCUAAUUCGAUUAAGCUUCCUUUCUUUUUAUAUAAUACACCAGAUAGCAAUGGCUGCCAAAUUGAGCCUGAAACAUUUGUAAGACUUGCAUCAAAAUUAAGUAAUCUUCGUGGUCUUAAAGAUGUAGGUCAUCCUGAAAAUGUUCCAAAGAUACAAUCCCUUUUAGGAGAUGAGAAAAUAAACUACUCAUUUUUCACCGGUAAUGACGAUGAGUAUGUUGAAUUAAAGACAAACUAUGGAUAUACUAGUAUUACUUCUAUGGCAGCUAAUAUAUUCCCUGUGGAAAUGAAACAAAUUUUUGAUUAUAUGGAAAAUAAUGAAAAGGAUAAAGCAGAAUCUAUUUUAAAUGAUUUAAAAUCUAAAAUUCAGACCAUUGGAAAUAUGGGUUAUGUUCAAUGCAUUAAAUAUAUUUUAAGAGAACGUGGUGCUCCUGCUGGUUAUUGUCCUCCUCCUCUUAUGGAUCCUUCAGAAGAAGAGAAACAUUACUUGAAGACCUUUGUAUAAAAAAAAAAAA